Messenger RNA from Dermacentor silvarum, 4702 nucleotides. RefSeq names its product serine/threonine-protein kinase 11-interacting protein. Gene Ontology annotation, cellular component: cytoplasm. Gene Ontology annotation, molecular function: protein binding. Bases 376 to 4146 code for a protein of 1256 amino acids. The record is from RefSeq and is a predicted model, not a curated record. The transcript has 24 exons. NCBI's taxonomy places the organism in Eukaryota, Metazoa, Arthropoda, Arachnida, Ixodida, Ixodidae.
GGAGGUUUGACAGUUGGCUUGAUUAGAGAACUAUUUUCCAUGCCCAUGUUUGUCCGACCAGCUGAUUGCCUUACGUACGCUUUCGUGUUGUGGUGGGAUGUCUUUUUAGCAUUUCAAUUGCGACAUAUGAUUUGACAGCUGCUGUAUCCAAGCUACGUGGUUGUAGUGGCGUCCGAAGCCGUAAAAAUGUGGUUUGCGUGGCCCAGACACGGUAUCGGAGAGGCGUAGGCCGUGGACCGAAUCAUGCUAUCGUGUACACUUCGUCCGGUUAACGCGCAUAACACUUGAACAGCGUAUUUGUGCGCGAGCGUGGCAAGAACUUAAAACGCAGCUUCUCAUAUUAGCACGUUGUAUGGGCUAAAUCAACAAGUGACGAUGACGCCAGACUCGAACAGGUGCGAAAGGAUACGUAGCCUUGCGACGUUUCUGCGAGAGCACGGAGACGUGGUGCUGAACGGGACCAGAAGGCUCACGUUAACCACAUUGUGCCUGAACGAGCUCAACUACAUAUUCCGUCAGUUCUUGGGAGCCCAGGAGAACGAAUCUUUCGACGUGCCCUUCGGAUGUGGCGCUAACUCGGACUUCGUCUAUGACGUGUUUUUUCUGCACGACUUCAUGCAGAAGACAUGCUCUCUGAAGAUCGUUCAGAGUUCUCAAACCAUACAGGGCAGCCUGGACUUGUCCAAGUUUCACAGUCUGAAGAUUCUUGAACUAAAGAGAGUUCCACCCCAUCUUCUUGUUGGCUUCGACUGUUUGGUGCUUCAAGUGGAAACAUUGAUCUGUCAGAGGAACAUCUCGUCGCUGAAGGAAAUCCUCCGAAGUCGCAACAAGGUGCCUCAGCCGUGGGUGAAAAUCAAGGUGGCCAAUUUCAGCUACAACGGCAUCGCUGUUCUGGAUGACAGUCUGGCAUUGCUUCCAAGGCUUCAAUGUCUCGACUGCAGCAACAAUGCCAUCUCUGAUGCCAAAGGUGUUGAGUUCCUUCACAACAUCAGAGUGCUGAACUUGUCUUUCAAUUUUAUCGAGAAGAUAAGCAUAUGUAACAGGGGUGCCUGUGACUCAUUGACCGUACUUUACUUGAGGAAUAACUUCAUUGAAGACACGUCAGGUCUUGGGCGUCUGAGGCAGCUGAGAGAGCUUGACCUGUCCUACAACUGCCUCGCAGAGAGCUCCUCGCUUGCUGGCUUCAAGCAGCUCUAUUCUUUGGCAAUACUGCGCCUUGUGGGCAACCCUGUCACUUUCCACCAGGAGUACCACUCAAUAGUUGUGUGCCAUUUACACCACAAAGUAGUCACAGAAAGAUUCAGGCUGGAUGAUAGACAGCUGCCGAAACAUUUAAUCAAGCCUACAAACGCUAGGCAGCCGUUCGUCAGGCAGGCCGAUGCACCAGUGCCGGAUCCAGUAAUCUCUGUGCCGCCGCGCCAGCGCAUGUUUGAGUCGGACGACAGCAGUAGCCUUGUGGGAGAGACAAUGGAGCAACGGGAUUGCGAGGCAGUGGCCUCCACAUCAGCGUUGACCUUGAGCAGCGAACAGAGGCUCUCUGCAUCGGUCGAACAGGACGGCAGCUCAUGCAGCAGCAUCGAAGCAAUGGACCCCAUGGUUGGCAGAAGGCCCAGGGAAGGCAGAAAAUCCAAGAAGCGCCACUCCAGCAGGGUGGCGGCCAUCUUGGACCAAGAAGGAUACGUGUCUCCCGUUAAGGAAAGUGGCAAUGCCCCUGCUCUGCACGAUGACUUUCUCACCUACAAAAGCCAGCUGGAAAGCCGGAAAGAGCAGCUCGGUGAGGAGUGGCUUGUCGGGGUCUCCGCACUCCGCUUGCCUGACGCUCAGAGCACUCCCUGUGGGACGCCAGGCACCUACACGUCGCACGACGACAGCUUUCUGGCAGCAAGCAGGACAGUGUCGGACGACGCUAAAGAUGCGGCCAGCGACUCUGACUCCGGGCGAGCGGAAUCUCUCAAGACUGUCCUCUUCAAGGAUCCUGUUGUCGAGAAAGCAGUGGACGCUGUCGGGGAAGGAUCGAAGGACAGGUCUGCUGAAGAACAGGGCCCCCAGAGACGCAUCUCGGAGCUGAGCCAAGGUGUCGACGUGCUCGACGAGGUGCCGCCAGACCCAUUGGACGAGUCCAGUGCUUUGUCACCGCUGGAAGGAUUCAGUUGGACUACAGCCAAGAGUGCACUGACUCCGGAGGCUACUGAUAUUACUGAGGACAUGGACAGCAAGCUGUUUCUCGUUCAGAAAUGCAGCGACGGCAGCGAAACAUCAAUUUUUGUCGGCGUAAAAGAUGACGUGAUGAGAGAGAGCGACAGCCUCACUGGAAAGAUUAUACAGCGCCUGGACCUUAACAUACUGUCCUCAGUGUCUUUACACGACAACACAACGGUGAAGCUGAAGUUUGACACAAGUAUUCGCACUAAAAAGGAGAGGUGCUUUGUUUUUGACUGCAGUGAAGAUGCAGAGGAAGUCGUGAAAAUGCUGCAACCUUUCAUGGAGGCAAAGGCUAGAAAAGACCUAUAUUCUGAAAUGUUGCAGUGCGUGAAAUGUAAUGCAGAGUUCCCGAAGCAUGCUGCCAAAAAAGUGGUUGUUUGCUCAACAAAGGACAAAAUUACGACAGAUAUGCACGAAUCGGAAAGAUGUCCCCAGUGUGAUGGUGAAAUCCUUCUAACAUUGGAUGCACCAGUAGCUGUAGAUGCACUUUCAUCUCUUUCUGCAAGUGCUCCAGAAAACAUAAGCCAAAGUUUGACCAUGAGAAAGUCUUCGGAUUCCUCAUCUGUCGGUAAGGUAGCACAAGAUAACGUUUCCGAGGAGAGCAUCGAGACUGUGACGCCAGACCAACAUAGCAGCCUAUAUCGGCCGGGUUUCCGGAAAAGCGCCAGCGACAUCACCAUCCUAAGUAACCCCAGCCAAAGCAGCAUUAUGGUCAUUUCUACUACUUCCACACACGACGGGGGUGCGGAAAAUGCGCGAGAAAACGAGAAGACGCUGUCUCCGCCACCUACUGUUGUCCUUCCAACACUCAAGGAAAUUGUUGAGGAACCUAUUCUAAACAUCAGCAGGACGGACAGCAUUAGUAUCGGUCACCGGAGCAGAGCGAGUGCAUCGGAAACCAUGCUCUCGGAUGCAAGCUUCAAAAGUGCCCAGAGCCAGCCCAACAUGAGCCUGCAGCUGCCGGACACCUCGGACUCGAACCGGUCGGAGUACUCCGUCUCAGCAUGGGACUUGUUUGACAACAGGGAGGAAACGGGCCCCGCCUGCUUCACCUGCCCAGACCACAGUGUCCUGCUGCACCUAGAUGUCAACGUCUUUGGAAGGGAUGAGACCUUAAUGUGCUGCGUAGAGGUUGACUUGGUGACGUGGUCAUCUUUAAAAGAAGUUCCAGCACUUUUGGUGAUAUCAAGUAGCAAAGCUUAUUUUUUCAAGAUCAGGGACAACAAGGAAAAGGAAGACCCCGAGUCCUGGCUUGUGCUCUGGGAGUCACGGUUGCUAGACAACCUCAAGGUCAUCUCGCUUCUUCUCGGCAAUCAGGGUUUCUGCCUCAGCUGGCAAGUUGAGAAAGGAACGCUGCCAUGGUACACAUGCUUGCUUCGAGAUGCCGACACGUGCAACUGCUUCCUCCAGUGUUUGACAGGAGUGCUGCAGGAAAAAAUGCCCGAGCCACCCACGGUGGUCAUGGACGUCAGCGAAAGCUUGGCUCAGGUGAUGAAUCAGGUCAUCAAGCAUUCCUCAGAAGACCUUCCGGAUGACUGUAGUGAGCAGCAGGAGGUGUCACUGUUUGUCAUGGGCUUCUGGAGCGAGCACUCGGAUGCAGCUUCACCUGCGGCUCUGAAGCCAGUGUGCAUUGUUAUCACUCAAGACAGCACUUACAUCAGCAAGGCCCACUACAUGAAGACACCAAAGGGUUCAACUAAAGCUUGUAUCGUACAGUACGAGCCAUUGGCAUGCCAGAGGAUCAGCAACAUUACGGCUGCGCAUCUCUACAAGAACGCCAAAAGCGUGAAACUUACAUUCCUGGACGAGGACACCGGCACGGAGAUGCAGUGGACUAUCGCAACACAAACAGUGACAUCACUCUAUUCUUUCCUGAGCACACUUCGAACACCGUGGGAGGAGCUCUUUGGUGUGGAGAUGCCACUGGACAUAGUUGCAGAGUGAAGUUGUUAACAUCAAGCUGUGUGAUUUUAUCCCAGACAGUUUUUAAUUUAAACCGCAAAUCUACUAAACUUAUAUGCACAGACUAUAAAGGAACUUUGCAGUGUAUUGUGUUACAGGCUGUACUCAUGACAGUAGCCCAUUGUAAUAAUGUCUUUUAAUGUUUUAAUCUUUUAUAGUUGUAAAAGCAGAAUUGUAAGUUUUCGGUUGAACUGAAUUAACAUCCUAUGAAACUGUAACGAAUAUGUUGCUGUAAUUUUAAGUUUUAUAGCUUAGGAUCAGAGUUUUAAGUGAAUUUUCAUUGCUGCGACAUAAAUUGUGUGAUGCGGGACAGGUGCCCGCCAUAAAUUUAAACAAGGGUGUCCUGUGUGUGUUUAUAACUCGGUAUGCGUGCAGUGUUUUUAUGUCGGAUUGCAAGUCAGACGAACCACUCUGAAUUGUGCAUGCGCCAGACGCUGGUUGUGACAAGAACUGUCUUUGUUUAUUAUUAUUCUGUAAAUACAAUAAAUAUUUCAGACAGUUUUUCUAUAACCCAGACUCUACUCCCCCUUUUUUUUUU